Messenger RNA from Stylonychia lemnae, 1428 nucleotides. Lineage: Eukaryota; Ciliophora; Spirotrichea; Sporadotrichida; Oxytrichidae. The record is from the annotation of a GenBank genome assembly.
AUGAUAAUUUAGAUUGCUCUGAUUCUCUUGACUUUAUACUUUAUUUACGAUAGAGUUUUUCUUGUUUACUAUAACUAUUGGUACUAUCAAAAAUAAGGAUUUAAGCCAACUGGGCUACCUUGGCCGUUCUUAGGAGAUAUACUUACUUUUCUUAAAGUUCUUAAGAAGCAAGAUGAAUAUUGGGAAGAUACUCACUAUGAAUAUCUGAGACACGUAUUUAAUGAUGAUAUCCCUCAAUAUGUUAUUGAUUUCAGAUUUCCAAAAGGAAUACUUGUAAUAACGGAUCCUGACUUUGUAUUUGAAUCCUAUACUACAAAGAAUAAAUACUUUGAAAAAAUCCCCAGAUCCUAUAACAUGAGUAAAAAGAUUUUGGGAGAAUCAGUCUUAUUUGCUCCAGCUGAUGAAAUAUAUACACUCAAAAGAAAGCAUCUGUCUUCAGCAUUUUACAAGGAUAAAAUGCAAUCAUAGUUAAAUCAAAUCAUGAGUACAACCUUUGACAUGGUUCAAGAAACUAUCCAACAGAUUAAUCAGGGAGAAGUUGAACUUGACUUGAAUCAAUAUAUUGGAAAGCUUAUCCUCAAGUCUAUUUAGAUUUGUAUCUUUGGACUUAAUGAGUAGCUUGAACUGCUCCCAUUCAAGUAGAAUGGAAAAAUUGAUCAUCUGAGUUAAGGGGUUUUCAUGAACAGGCUUUCUGCUGGACUAUUAGAAAGAUCUAAUAACAUCUUCAGGAUUAACUUUGAAUUCCUUGACAGCUAUUUUGUUGGGAGAGUUGAGAAGGAAUUGGAAGAGAAUACCAUGACUUUGAGAAGAUUCAUAUCUGAUAUGAUAAAUUUGAGAAGAGAAAAAAAUAAGGCUCUAAAGCCUGAAGAAAUUCACCACGACUUUUUAAACUUGCUCUUACAAGAUGAUCUUUUUAAAGAUAAUGAAAGCUUAAUGGUCGAUGAGUGCUGUACAUUCAUGUUAGCAGCAACUUAGACCACCUCAACAGCACUUUCAAAUCUUCUCUUUUACCUUACAAAACAUGAUGUGAUUAGAGCUAAUCUCAGAAAUGAGAUAAAAGAAGUUUUUGGCAAGGAGCCAACGAUAAGUUAGAUAUCAAAAGAAGAAUGGCUGGAAAAGCUAAGUCUAGAUAAAAUUUCAAGCUAAUGGAACUAUCUUAACCUGGCUGCCUAGGAAAAUCUGAGAAUUGAACCUCCAAUUAGAAGAAGCUCACCUAUGAUUAUAACUGAGGAUAUUGAGAUUCUUGGGUUGUAGAGAAAUGCAAAUGAAUGGCCUGAGCCUCUCUAAUUUAUUCCUGAAAGGUUUGAUCCUUCGUCAAAGCAUUUCUUGACUGCAGAGGGCAAAAAGAGAAAGCCCGCAAGUUUCUGCCCAUUCCUCGGAGGUAGAAGGAUAUGCAUAGGUAAAACAUUUGCUGAGAAUAUUACUUGA